AUGGCAGCCACAGGCACCCCUCCGCGCGAUGGCCCGGAAGAUAGCCUGACCAACCCUCAGACGGGCGCCGGCUCGGAGCCCAUGACCGACACUGACACCAAAGCAAUCCGCCAGACCCCCAGCAUCCACGCCGGUCGGCUAUUGCGGGCGUUGAAACGCUGCGAACAAGCCCGGCGACGGUACAACAUCCCGGAGCUGUCUCUCGCACAUGCGGCCCUGCCGCCGAGCGUCCACCGCGCGCGCGUCCCCUACCUGCUGGAUCUCCUGUGCUUCGCGGCCCUGGCGCGCGCGGACUACUCCACGGCCGCCCAGCACUUCGGCCGGCUACGGGCGCUUUACCCCUGGCGCUUGACCGGCAUGGAUCAAUAUGCCUCGGCGCUGCUGGUCCUCCGCCGCCCGCGCUCCCUGUCGCACCUGUCCCGGAUGCUGGCCCGCAUCGAGCCCCAGGCGGCCGAGACGUGGGCCGCUGCCGGGGCGGCCCUCGCAGCCAUGGGCGGCCGCCGGCAGGCCUCCCGCCGGGCCCUUGUGCGGGCGGUUCGUCUGUCCCCCGAGAGCCCCUACGCCUGGACCAUGCUCGGGCAUGAGCUCCGUGACCAGGGCCGGCUGGAUGAGGCGUGCACUGCCUACGAGCGGGCAGUCAGCCUGGACCCCUUGCACUUUGUGGCCUGGUACUCCAUGGCCAUGGUGCACGCUCGGCGCCGCCAGCGCUCCUCGGCCCUGGUCUUCCUCCGCCGGGCCCUGCUCAUUUACGACACCCCACUCCUUUACUUCCACUAUAGCGCGAUUCUCCACGACUCCGGGCGGCUUGACGAUGCGGCGCAUGUCAUCGAGCAUGCCAUCCACCUGUCGGAGGAACAGCUCCAAACCGAGGACGCCGAACUCGAUCAACCGGUGCCCGGGAUUCCCCCCGCCUCGCGGGUGGACUACAUCCCGCUGAAGCCCCACCGCCCAGCCCCACGCCGUGUGUUCAAGUCCCUCCACUCGCGCAUUGCCCUCGAUCGGGCCCUGGUCCAGGCUCGCAUGGCUCGUGCCCAUUUGGACGAGGUCGAUGCCGUGUAUGCCUGCUUCGGCUUGCCGGCCUACCCGCGUGACGGGUCAGACUCGGCCGUCCACCUGCAGGCCGCACUGCCGGAGCAGGCGGUGGCGGCCCUUCAGCACCAUUUCGACCAGGCCAACCAGUGCCAGCACAAUGCCCUGAUCUUUGCCCAAGACGCUGGCGCCACGGCCGAAGAGUGCUUCUGGGCCGAGCCCUCGGACGUCGACGCGGCCCGCGUGGCCGCGCGCUCCUACCGGCUCAUCGGCGACGAGGACAAGGCCCACCUGUUCUCGACACAUGCAUACGCCAUUUCGGCGGCCGCGCCGCGCGCCGGCUCGCUCACUCUUCAGACUCGCACGGCCUCCUCGUCACACGGCCCGGGACAGGCGGUCUUUCCCUUUGACUCGGAUCUUGACGAGGAUGGCGACUUGGAUACCUUCGACGGCCGGGGGGCUUCCGCCGGCCAGGCAGCCCCCUCGGCAGAUGUCGAGCCCGACCCCCCGGGCCAUCUCAACUUCCAGGACGAGGACUUGCUGGACAGCCAAACCCCUGCGCACUUUCUUUUUGAGUUCGACUUCCCUGGACAAGCCCCCGAGCAGCAGCCCCAGCAUCCGGAUGACCAGCACCACCCCCACCCCCACCCCCACCAGCACCACCAACACCAACACCACCCACACCAACACCAAUAUCCCCAGCAUCACCCCCCUGGCCACCACCCGCACCACCAAUCCGCCUCUCAGGGCGAUGACAACGCCACGCAGUCCUCCAUGCUCCAUGGGGGGGGCUUUGACCCGGAGCGCGAUCUCGACGACUUCGACCGCGAGUCGAUGGAGCUUUCGCCACGGCACCGUAUGUGA
Messenger RNA from Fonticula alba, 1893 nucleotides. RefSeq lists its product as hypothetical. The coding region runs from base 1 to 1893 and encodes 630 amino acids. Gene Ontology annotation, molecular function: protein binding. The record is from RefSeq and is a predicted model, not a curated record. Lineage: Eukaryota; Rotosphaerida; Fonticulaceae. Gene Ontology annotation, biological process: cell division. The transcript is spliced from 5 exons.